UUUCAAAAGCAGAAGAUAUAUUUAUUUUGUAUUUAUAUGAUUGUUUUUAUCAUAGCAUUAAUUUGAAACAAAUUUCAAAAGAUAUUUUUGUAAUUUAAAUUUUUAAACAGUUUUUAAUUCAUUUAAUCGUUUUGCGAUAAACCAUAAAAUGGGGAGUAAAUUGAACUUCUGAAAUGACUUAAUUUUCGCUCUGAAAAUGUGGAAUUUAACUAAAAUAUCCCCUUGUAUUCCAGUUAUAAGCAGAACAACCAAUAAUCUCUGUUGGAGAGCCGGCUUGUAUAAGAGUUACUCUACUUGCCAUCACGACCGUAUGAAAACGCAAAUACUGCAAUCAUCUAAUGUCUACAACACUGCUAUAAAAAAAUAUUUCUCAUCAUUUCUCAAUGGCCAGAAUAAACAUGUAUCUCAAGGUUUUGAUGUGCAUCCUUUGAUGCUUCAAAGAAAAUUUUUGAAAAGAAGCUAUAAACCUGUUCUAUUUCGCUCAACAUCAACCAGGCGAGGCUCAAAAGAUGCACAUCGUAAACGGACUAUUCUAAUUUAUGUUUGUUCUGUUGGUAUUUUCAUGGUUGGAAUGAGUUAUGCAGGGGUUCCACUCUAUCGGCUAUUCUGUCAGGCCACUGGACUAGGCGGUCAAGCAGUUGCGGGACAUGAUAAUAGUCGAGUGGAAAGUAUGAAUAAAGUCACCAACAGAAGUAUUUUAGUACGAUUUAAUGCUGAUGUCUCUUCAAGUAUGCAGUGGAAUUUUCGUCCCCACCAGCCAUCUGUGAGAGUUUUACCUGGAGAAACAGCUUUGGCUUUCUAUUCAGCAAAGAAUCCAACUGAUAAACCUAUUAUCGGUAUAUCUACUUAUAAUAUUAUUCCAUAUGAAGCUGCAAUGUAUUUUAAUAAGAUUCAGUGUUUCUGUUUUGAAGAACAACGAUUGAAUCCUCAUGAGCAGGUAGAUAUGCCAGUAUUUUUCUACAUUGAUCCAGAUUUUGUGGAGGACCCUAAACUGGAAAACGUUGACACAAUAACACUGUCUUACACAUUUUUUGAAGCGAAAGACGGACUUAAGCUACCGAUGCCUAACUAUAUCACCAGUUAAAAGUACACUUCCAUUAUGCAUACCACCUUUGGCAGUGAGUUUCUGCCAACUGUACUUAUGUUAUUUACGAUGUUGUUUUGAUUAUGGUUUAUAUUACAGUAUAUGAGAAAUAAAUGUGCUUAGCAUAAUUAUCUGCUACCCAUGGCAUGAUAUAUGAAACAAGUUACACUUUUUACUUCGUAGAUACUGGUUUCUUUCUGUGACUGCUCUACACUAAAUGAUUUAUGGCUUUUUGCUGUAUGUUUGGUGUAUUUGCAAAGAAGUGAAUUUUAGAUAGCAAUAGGGAUGAAAUUGAUAUAAUGAAACCUUCUGAAAAUGUAAUCCUUAUUUUAUUUUUUUUUGUAAGCUAUCUUUAUAGUUGAAAAUAUAUACAUAUAUUUCUGCAAAUUAUAUGUAUAUAUAUAUAUAUAAUAUUAGAAUCAUAAAAU
Octopus sinensis (East Asian common octopus) is the source of this 1512-nucleotide messenger RNA. Its product is annotated as cytochrome c oxidase assembly protein COX11, mitochondrial. Lineage: Eukaryota; Metazoa; Mollusca; Cephalopoda; Octopoda; Octopodidae. Gene Ontology annotation, cellular component: mitochondrial inner membrane. The transcript has 6 exons. The record is from RefSeq and is a predicted model, not a curated record. The coding region runs from base 197 to 1084 and encodes 295 amino acids. Gene Ontology annotation, molecular function: copper ion binding.